This is a messenger RNA of Helobdella robusta, 459 nucleotides long. RefSeq lists its product as hypothetical. The record is from RefSeq and is a predicted model, not a curated record. The transcript is spliced from 5 exons. Gene Ontology annotation, cellular component: mitochondrion. NCBI's taxonomy places the organism in Eukaryota, Metazoa, Annelida, Clitellata, Rhynchobdellida, Glossiphoniidae. Gene Ontology annotation, biological process: mitochondrial respiratory chain complex III assembly. The annotation marks the transcript as partial.
AUAAAAAAAUCUGCCUUACGAUUGUAUCUCUGUUGUAUUGAACUUGUUAGCCAUGACACAUUCAUCCGAGAAUUUGGCUUGUCAGACACAUUCAACUCAUGGUUCAGAGUCUUAGAACUGCAUUUAUGGAUGCUGAUGGUUCGAUUGUCAGAUGAGGGCAAAGAUGGUCUGGCUCUGAGGAAUUCCAUCAUCAAUUAUAUGUGGCAGGACAUCGACAAGAAGACUAAAAAAUUAGGAGUAUCUACAAUGACAGCCAGAAGGGAAGGGGUGAUGGAUAUUUCUGAACAGUUUAAGGCUGCACUUUUCAGCUAUGAUGAGGGUCUGCUUGGCGAUGACAAGCAGCUGGCUGGGGCUCUGUGGAGGAAUUUUUUCGACAAAAAUUGUAACAACGCUCAUGAUUUAGAGAGGAUGGUUGAAUAUGUCCGCAAACAGGUCUACCAUUUUGAUUGGAUGAUUUGA